AUGUCUGAGUCAGGUGUGGCAGCUAGCACAAGCCUGAAGGGGAAAAGAAAGAAGAAGUUGCCUCCUAAUCCCAACCCUUUGUUCACUCAGUGGCUGACAGAAUGGAAGCAGGAGGCUGUAGAGAAAGGAUGGAAGAGUGCCCAUGUGUAUGCAAAGGCCUUGAAAACCAUCAGGUUGUUUCCCCUUCCCCUGGCAAGUGGCAAAGACUGCAGGCUAUUGCAAAACUUUGAAAAACUGUUUCAUCACGAAGUGUCAGGUUGUAAUUGUUUGGGUUUGUUAUUGUGUCCAGGUUCAGCAUCUGCUAGAACAAGUAAAAGUCCAAGUUUACCCAACACGGGCGGCAGUGAGGCGUCUGCUUCUGACACUGAAAUCAGGAGUUCACCUCAGAAGAAAAAGUCCAGGGCUGCAGGAAGCCGUGGGAGAGAGUAUGUGCCUGCCUAUAGAUCUGGACCUUAUGCCCUGGUGCUGACGCUGUACAGAUUCAUGCAGGAUCCAGAGUUCAAAGGUUACAUGACAAAAUCAGAACUGUCACAUGCAGCUCAGCCACUUUCUGACAAGUCUUUCACUGUUCCUGAACCAGGAAGUCACUACACAGCUUGGUCUUCCAUGGGAGUGCUUAUUAAAAAAGGUUUCUUCUUCAAAAGUAAUAGCCCGGCCAGAUACUCUUUAACUGAUGAAGGAUAUCUCUUAGGGCAGCGACUGCAUUCAGCAGAGGUGCAAGACAAUGUCAGGAACGAACCCCUUCAAGUCAGCAGCAGAACUGAUUCCUCACAGGCACAUUCAUUACCACCAGGAAAUCUGGAAAUCAGAAGUGAUGAGAUUAGUCCCCCAAACUUUAGUUGUUUGCAGUACAAGGAUAUCAGCACUGAUGAUGAUGAUGAUGGUGACUUGGCUAGAGCAGUAACCCAAAGCCUUCUGUCCUAUUCACAGGAAAGAGCUGCAAGAUCUUCUGUGCCAGCUUCAUUCACUCCAGCCAGCAGAGUUGGACAUCAGUAUAAUUCUGCAGGAUUUCAUGAUGGGGCUGCAGCAGCAGAUGCAGGCUCAGAUGGCGUAGAUCUCAAUGAUAGCAUCCUGGUUGUGAGUGAUGAAGAUAUGGCCAAGAGUCCUGUGUUGCCGACGAGAACCUGGGCCAGGUUUCAUUCGUUGUCUCCCUCACAGUCUUCUCCACCACAGUAUACAGGUCUGGCCAGACUACCUCGUUCUGAACCUUCACUUCAGGAUGAGCCCAUUAACUCAUUAUCAGCAUCGUCUGUCAGAAAUUCAAACACAGAUAUAGAUCAAACAAGAGUACAUUAUCCUGAUAAAUCGCUUCAUUUUGAUGGGAAAUCGCCAUCUGCAUAUCAUGAGGACAUCUUAGAAAUAAGCGAUGAUGAUACUGAUAAAAUGUUAUCAAUGAAAAUGGAUGAUAUUAAUACAUUUGUGACAAAGAAAGUUGAAAAUGUGGCUAUUACAAACUUCUGUGAGAGUGACAGUGAUGAGCUGCCUGAUUUGGACAUUCCUCUUUGGAAACGCCUGGCACAGAAAGGCCAUGCUGAGUCAGGUCUUCUGAAAAAUCUGGCAUCUACAUUAGCUCAGUCUUCGACAUCACAAAAGGUGUUGUGUAACACUAAUCAAAAGACUGAAAUCAUACUAAAGCAUCAGCAUAAAGAUCAUUUCUCUCAAGUUAAAGAUAAUCUAGCUAUGUGCAAUCAUCAGACAAACAAAGCCACUACUGAGCCUUGCAAUACAUUAUAUAAGGAUCCUAUUUAUAACUCUUCACAUUUUGCACACUACUCAAGUAGUGUCUUAGUGCACAACACUCACAAUUUAGUCGGUACAGACACAGUCGGUACUGCACCUAUGACAGUCCUAAUGGAGAAAUCUGCUCCCGGGACUUAUGAGAACUCCAGAAAUGGUAUUUGUACGUCUAGCUUAUCUACACAUAUAACAACUUCAGAGACAACCUCAUUAGUUGACUGCUGCCCUUCUUUCACACUUCUGCCUGGCUCCUUUGAUAUCAUUUUGUGCAUUGAUAACAGAGAGUUCUAUGGAAGCAAAGGCUGCAGUAAAACACUGCUUCCCGAUUUGAUGAAAUGUGGAAUAACGUGUGACCUUCGACUUCUGCAUGUGGGAGACCUGUUGUGGAUAGCCAGGGAAAGAGGUGGACAACGCCUUGAGAGAAAGGGCAGGGAGCUGGUACUGCACUAUAUCAUAGAGAGGAAACGGAUGGACGAUUUGGUCAGCAGCAUGACAGAUGGACGAAUGAAAGAACAAAAGUUUCGUCUGAAACACUGUGGACUGAGUGAGCCCAUCAUACUCAUUGAAGAGUACGGAAGCAUUAAGAACUUCAGCAUAUCGGAGGAUCGCAUCAAACAGUCCAUCGUCAACUCCCAGGUCAUUGACGGCUUCAAAGUGAAACGUUGUGCAAGUGCCAAGGAUGCUGUGACAUAUAUAUCCACAAUGACCCAUUUUCUGACUCAGCAUUACAGUACAAAGACACUUCAUGCGGUUUCCUUGGACCAAUUGAAACUUCUCAGGAUUCAGCAGCCCUUACAAAAACAAGAACAUUAUCUCAUCCCUUUUGAUGUGUUCAAUGAGGCUUCAGUAAAACAAAAGGAUCUCUCUGUCAGAGAACUGUUUGCUAAACAUCUGAUACAGGUGCCUGGGGUGUCUGCAGACAGAGCCAAAGCCAUAACCUCUGCCUAUCCAUCAUUCUCACACUUAAUGACAGCAUAUGAAAGAUGUGCAGAUGAUAAAGAUAGACAAAAACUGCUCUCAGGGAUCAAGUGUGGAAAGAAAGAAAGGAAUUUGGGAAACGCACUCAGUAAUAUUUUGUGUCUGCUGUAUACACAAAAAGGCAGUUUGUUGUGA
Molecule: messenger RNA, 2850 nt
Organism: Candidula unifasciata
Lineage: Eukaryota; Metazoa; Mollusca; Gastropoda; Stylommatophora; Geomitridae
Source: the annotation of a GenBank genome assembly